Clonostachys solani is the source of this 591-nucleotide messenger RNA. Lineage: Eukaryota; Fungi; Ascomycota; Sordariomycetes; Hypocreales; Bionectriaceae. The record is from the annotation of a GenBank genome assembly.
AUGGCUCUCUUCCCCCAAAGCUUCUACAACACCGACGCCUCCUUCACACCCCUCUUCCGUCUUCUCGAUGACUUUGAUAAGUACGCUCGCACCGGAGAAGGGCGAGCCUCACGAGUCUCUCACUGGCAACCAAAGUUUGACGUUCGGGAGACAUCGGACGCCUACCAUUUCCACGGCGAGCUGCCCGGCCUGACCAAGGAGCAGGUUUCCAUCGAGUUCCCUGAGCCGCAGAGCAUGGUUGUCCGCGGCAAGACCGAGCGCACUUACACUGCAAAUUCACCCACCGGCUUCCUCGAGUCUGCGGGCAAUCCAGCGGCCAUCACAGAGGCUGGCGAGUCUCAAAAAUCCCAACAGGCCACGGUUGAGGACGAAAGCGCCGCCGAUUCAACUCCAAAGGAUGAGCCUGCAGCUCCAGCUGAUAAGGCGAAGUACUGGAUCACUGAGCGGAGCAUUGGAGAAUUCUCACGCCACUUCAACUUCCCUGCUCGCAUCGACCGGGACGCUGUCACUGCCAGUUUGAGCGAUGGCAUCUUGACCAUUGAUAUCCCGAAAGCGAAGAAGCACGAAACGCGACGCGUCGCAGUCAACUAA